This is a messenger RNA of Alternaria metachromatica, 1425 nucleotides long. RefSeq lists its product as uncharacterized. Lineage: Eukaryota; Fungi; Ascomycota; Dothideomycetes; Pleosporales; Pleosporaceae. Bases 1 to 1425 code for a protein of 474 amino acids. The record is from RefSeq and is a predicted model, not a curated record. The transcript has 2 exons.
AUGCAGUCAUGCGACAAACAAGACUACAAAGUGUUCUUUAUACGACAUUCCUCUUCUUCAUGCUAUCUUGACGCCAUGGACGACCUCAACUGGGAUUCACCCAUAGAUUCGGACACACAGCUAACAUCGAUCCCCGACAGUCCCGAUCAAAAUCAACGGCGCGUGCCAGAAGAGAAAGGCCCCUUUGGCAAAGCACGGAAACGCGGCACCUCACGAGCGAAGACACCCUUGGGCGCCAGCAACGCAGCUGACGAAGCGAGACUCUACAACCAGCGCACAGAAGAUGACAUCUUCAGUCGUUUCAAGGCAGACGAGGACAAGAGGCGCUCGGUAUCUGCGCGGCCAGCCGGUGCAUUACCACCAUCAGCUUCGGCACCAAAUCUCAUAGAUGCAAGCAACGGACUGAACGUUUCGUUCGCAGCAGGCGCAUCGACGAACGCCACUUUCGCACAAGAACCCAAGGAAGUCAUACUAUACGGCUUUGGCUCCGAGCAGCAAUGGGCUGCGAUAGCACACUACGAGAAGGUUUCCAACGGAAUGAUCUACGAAGAAUACGACCGCGAGCCACCCAACCCCAGGCUCGGCUAUAGUCUAGCAGCGCAACGCUCGACGUACUACCCAAACUUGGAACCGAAAUACUUGACCAGGAUCAAGACAUAUCUUGGGGGAGAUCAUUGGGUCAAGGUGACUUUCGAUAGUGCGGAAGCCGCCGAGCGCGCAUGUCACUACAGUCCGAAGAACAUCCAGGGCUACACAGUUUACGCAGAGAUGUACAGAGGGACAGGACCACAAGGUGGUGACCGGCCGUUUCGCGCAGAAGGAGGGGGAAUGUCACAAAUCGCUUCACCCAACACCGUAUCUUCAGGCACCUUAGGACCACGCGGUGCAUCUCAGUCUUCCGCAACAGCCUCAUCUGCCACAGCAACGGCCUCCCAGCCUGCAGCGUCACAGGGACUCGUGUCGCAAUCAAACUCGGAACCAGCCUGGCUGAGGAGUACGAGCGGUGCUUUCCCAAGCCAUCUCGACGACAUGCCCGUGGAACCCAUGUCUCAACCACGCGAAAUGCACCAAGCUCUUGACCCAAACACCGUUCCCGCGCAUGCAACUACCACAGCAUUGAACCCCCGUUCUCAACGCGCAACCCUGCGACUCAAGGGCGCAAACGUGAAGCCCGCUGUCUUCCUCCCACAAGAAAAGGCCUUCCUCCCCGCAAAACCCCGCUGGCAGCAGACAGUCGGCUCGGUGCCUGUCAUCGGCUGGGUGAUUGGCUCAGGACAUGGUAUCAUUGGCGACCAUGUACCGAGAAAAGAGGACGGAACUUUCGAUGCGAACAAUGCGAGUCUCUACUGGCGGGUGUGGUAUAUGGUGGACAGCUGCUUCGGUAGUGACUUUUGCGGGGUCAGGGAUGCGGAGUAUGAUGAGUAG